This is a messenger RNA of Epinephelus fuscoguttatus (brown-marbled grouper), 7171 nucleotides long. It is a transcript of the gene tanc1b, whose product is annotated as tetratricopeptide repeat, ankyrin repeat and coiled-coil containing 1b. The coding region runs from base 19 to 6021 and encodes 2000 amino acids. NCBI's taxonomy places the organism in Eukaryota, Metazoa, Chordata, Actinopteri, Perciformes, Serranidae. The transcript is spliced from 26 exons. Gene Ontology annotation, molecular function: protein binding. The record is from RefSeq and is a predicted model, not a curated record.
UCCCUUACAGAUGACCUCAUGCGGAGAGGAGGAGGAGGAGCCCCGCGUCCCGUAGCCUACCUACCUUGGUGGUGUGUGAAGUGGGGACUGAGUCCGUGUGGAGAUACGCUGUUGGAAGACUGGGAAAACUUUUUUGGGUACUUUCAUUUCCAUGACAUUUAUCAGGGGCCCUUCAGAGAGGCUUCCAGGAAUCUUGCCAUGUUCAAGGCAGUGCUGAAGAAGAACAGAGAUGGAGGCAAGGGGACCAAGAAGGAUUCAGGUGAUGUCCAAAGAAGAUUCCCACCUGAGGGAAAUGCUCAGCCCCAGGCGCCUGGCAGCAGUCACCCCAAUGUCCAAGAUGAAGUUUUCAGAUUAAGCCUUGCCAAGGGAGUGUCCAUGUCCCUUCCAUCCUCACCUCUCCUGCCACGACAGUCCUAUAUGAUGCCCUUACGGCCUAGCAAGAGAUCACCAGCAGGUCCAAUCAGGAAGCCCAAAUAUGUGGAGAGUCCUCGCGUUCCCUCUGAUGCCAUCGUUUCAGCUCUGAGGAAGGUGGCCGAUAACAAGGAGUCCUCACACAAUGAGCUGCAAGCAGAGAAACAACCAAGCUCCUCCUCCCCUGCCACUCAGGAACUGAUGACAAGGCUGGGCUUUUUACUAGGAGAAGGGAUCCCGGGUACGGCACGCAUACCUAUGGACGACAAGAAUGAAAAGAAGUGCUCUGUGACUAGCCAGGGUAUCAGCCCCUGCUCUACGCUGACCAGCAGCACGGCGUCUCCCAGCACUGACAGCCCAUGUUCCACACUCAACAGCACGACCAGCCGCCCACCUCUCAGCCGCUCCAGCCCCUGUGGGACCAUCACAAGCCCCAGCUCCACACUUGAGAGCAAAGACAGUGGGAUCAUAGCCACCAUCACUAGUUCUUCGGAGAAUGAUGACCGCAGUGGCUCCAGCCUGGAGUGGAGUAAGGAUGGCAGCCUGAGAGGCAGUGGGCGCCAUGGCCUGGCACAGAGUGUGCGGGCUGACACCUGCUCUCCUGUGGCCGAAGAAGACUCCAACAGUGCCACAGCAACGCCAGCAGACACCCCAUCCAGGACAGACCAACAGCAGCAGCAGCAGCAGUCCAACACAUCAGCAGGGGCCCCACAGCCUCCAAGUCACUCACCCGAAGGACCCAUUCCAUACCCUUCACAGACAUCUUCUUCUCUCAUGAUGCCGAGGCCGAACUCUGUUGCAGCAACCAGUUCCACAAAGCUGGAAGACCUGAGCUUUCUUGAUGAACAGCGCAACACCCCCCUGCGGACAUCCAUUCGCCUUCCCUGGCAUAAUACAGGAGGAAGGCCACCCCAGGACUCUAAAGCUCGUUUUGCUCCCUACAAACCCGUGGACAUCAUGCUCAAGCCCUUGCUAUUUGAGGUGCCCAGCAUCACCACAGACUCUGUGUUCGUGGGCCGAGAUUGGCUCUUUCAGCAGCUGGAAGAUGUCCUGAAGGCCAGCGAGUCCACAGAGAACCACGGCGCUGUAGUGGUGGGCAGUGUUGGUUAUGGGAAGACGGCCAUUAUCUCGCGGCUAGUAGCACUGAGCUGCCACGGAGGCCGAAUGCGCCAGAUCGCCUCCAACAGUCCCAGUGCCUCACCAAAAAGUGGUGGAGGAUCAAGCACAGAACUUCCUCUCAGCCAGCCUCCACAGCCCACUCCACCUUCCAGCGCUACCAACACGCUGAGGACCAACAGCUGCCCUGGGACCCCCGAGAUGCAGCGGCGUAGGGAGGAGGCUGUCAAACGCCUGGCUGCAAAGGUGGUGGCAUAUCACUACUGCCAGGCGGAUAACACGUACACUUGCCUGGUACCGGAGUUUGUACACAGUAUCGCUGCCCUGCUGUGCAGAGCGCACCAGCUCAGUGCGUACCGGGAGCUGUUGCUGAGAGAGCCUCACCUCCAGAGCAUGCUCAGUCUGCGCUCCUGUGUCCAGGACCCCAUGGCCGCCUUCCGGAGGGGGGUCCUUGAGCCACUAGCCAACCUUCGUAAAGAGCGCAGGAUUCCGGAGGAGGACCACAUCAUCUUGAUAGACGGGCUGAACGAAGCUGAGUUCCACAAGCCUGACUACGGAGACACCAUUGCUUCCUUCAUUACAAAGAUCAUUGCCAAGUUUCCACCCUGGCUUAAACUGGUGGUGACAGUCCGGGUCAAUUUACUGGAGAUCACCAGCCUUCUGCCCUUCUCCAAGAUCUCCCUGGAUGACUUCAACGACAACACAGAGAUAAGCAACGACCUCAACGCGUAUAUCCAGUACCGUAUCAAUGGCAGCAAGGAAAUCAUGAACAACAUUAGCCUGAAUGGCAAAGCAGACCCCAUCACAGUUGGCAAGCUCAGCAGCCACCUGAUCUCCCGCAGCCAGGGUUCCUACCUGUAUCUCAAACUCACCCUGGAUCUGUUUGAGAGAGGCCACCUGGUGAUCAAGAGUGCCAGCUACAAAGUCGUACCCGUGUCGCUGGCUGAGCUCUACCAGUUACAGUGCAACAUGAAGUUCAUGACCAAUUCAGCCUUUGAGCGCUCACUGCCCAUUCUAAACGUAGCGCUUGCAUCGCUGCACCCCAUGACUGACGAGCAGCUGUUCCAGGCCAUCAACGCUGGCUUCAUCCAAGGGGAGCUGCCAUGGGAGGACUUCCAACAACGCAUGGAGUUGCUCUCAUGCUUCCUCAUCAAACGGCGGGACAAGACACGCAUGUUUUGCCACCCCUCCUUCAGAGAGUGGCUGGUGUGGAGAGCUGAUGGAGAGAGUACAGACUUCCUCUGUGACCCCAGGACUGGCCAUGCUCUUAUGGCUUUCAUGCUUUCCCGCCAAGAGGGGAAACUGAAUCGUCAGCAGACCAUGGAGCUGGGACACCACAUCCUCAAAGCACACAUCUUCAAGGGCCUGAGUAAGAGAACAGGUGUGUCAUCUAGUGUGCUGCAGGCUUUGUGGAUCAGCUGCAGUGCCGACGGCCUUUCUGCAGCCUUGGCUUCCCUGAGAAAUCUCUACACACCCAACGUCAAGGUGAGCCGUCUGCUGAUGCUGGGAGGGGCGAAUGUGAAUUAUCGCACAGAGGUCCUGAACAACGCGCCGGUGCUCUGCGUCCAGUGCCACCUCGGUCACCAGGAAAUUGCCUCCCUGCUGCUCGAGUUUGGGGCUAGCGUGGACGUGGUGUCUGAAAACGGCAUGAACCCUCUCUGCUUCUCAGCCGCUGCAGGACACUUGGGACUCGUCAUGCUGCUCUGCAAAAGGGGGAGCAAGGUUGAUCAUGUAGAUAAGAGUGGUCAGUGUGCCCUGGUCCAUGCCGCUCUCCGAGGACACCCAGAGAUUAUCCAGUACCUGCUGGAGCUAGAAUGGAGUUCUGAGGGGGAGCAGCAGGACUGCGCUCUGAAGAACAAAGCUCUGCAGCAGGCUUUGAUAGCAGCCUCCAGCAUGGGACACACACAGGUUGUGAGAGGCUUGCUGGCGUUGAAUAAUGAGCACGCUGUGCAAAUUGAUAGCCACGACACUCUGUGGGGAGAGACAGCCUUGACAGCAGCAGCAGGCCGGGGGAAGAUGGAGGUGUGCACCUUCCUGUUGGAGCAUGGGGCGGUGGUGCAGCAGGUCAACCGGCGGGGGGUGUCUCCUCUUUUCUGUGCCGUCAGACAGGGACACUGGCAGAUUGCAGAGUUGCUGUUGCAACACGGUGCUGACAUCAACAUCAGCGACAAGCAGGGCAGGACCCUACUCAUGGUGGCAGCCUGCGAGGGUCACCUGAGCACCGUGGAGUUUCUGCUUUCUAAAGGUGCAUCUUUGACUUCGAUGGACAAGGAGGGACUGACACCUCUGAGCUGGGCAUGUUUAAAAGGACACAAGAACGUAGUGCAGUUUUUGGUGGAGAAAGGAGCGGUCAUCGACCACACGGACAAAAACGGGCGAACUCCGCUGGACCUCGCUGCUUUCUAUGGAGACGCGGAGAUUGUCCAGUAUUUGGUGGAGAGAGGAGCAGUGAUAGAGCAUGUGGACUACAGUGGGAUGAGGCCUCUGGAUCGGGCCAUAGGCUGUCGGAACACGUCGGUGGUGGUGACUCUGCUGAAGAAAGGGGCCAAGCUGGGGAACGCUGCUUGGGCAAUGGCUACUUCGAAGCCUGAUAUCCUGAUCAUCCUCCUGCAGAAGCUGAUGGAGGAGGGGAACCUGCUUUACAAGAAAGGGAAGAUGAAGGAGGCAGCCCAGAGGUACCAGUACGCCCUGAGGAAGUUUCCUAGAGAAGGCUUUGGCGAUGACCUGAAGGCAUUUAAAGACCUGAGGGUCUCUCUGUAUCUCAAUCUCUCCCGCUGUCGCAGAAAAACCAAUGAUUUUGGGAUGGCUGAGGAGUUUGCAACAAAAGCACUGGAGCUGAAACCCAAAUCCUAUGAGGCCUACUAUGCCCGUGCAAGAGCUAAAAGAAGCAGCAGGCAGUUUACUGCAGCCCUGGCUGACCUGCAUGAAGCAGCCAAGCUGUGCCCCAAUAAUCGGGAAAUCCGUCGUUUGCUGGCUCGAGUCGAGGACGAGUGUAAACAGAUGCAGCGCACCCAAACUAAGGGAGGGCUUGCUGGGGCUGCAGCUGCUUCCAGCCAGGCGUCAGGAGGCCACGAGUCUGACCAUGAACAAGAUGAAGGACAGGAGGACCCUUCAGAGCACAGCCUUGCCAGGAGUGUGGAAGGACAAAGAGACAUCCUGGAAGAGGAGGAAGAGGAGGAGGAGGAAGCCUCGCUGCACGAUAGGACAACUGAAGCCUGCUGGUCACAGAACAGUUACUCCUACAACAGAGUCUUACCCUCUGAGCCUGUCAGCAACAGUUUGGGACAUCAGAGUCAGAGCCCCAGCUCACCCCCAGGCCCCAGCAGGCUUCCUCCGCACCGGUACCCUCGAGAGCACCGGGAAGCACUGGCCCAACAGGGCUUGGUCCUGCAGCCCACCAAGCAGGCCCAGAUAGUCAAGACCAACCAGCAUAUGAGCGCCAUGUCAGUUGGGGGAGGAGCCGCAGGGGGCCGCGUGGCAGGGGCCAAAUCUCAGUACGCUCCCUCCAGUCCCUUACCAAGCCGACACAUGUCCAGUAUGCUGAAGCCAGGCCCGGGCAUUGACAUCAGCCCUCUGCCACCCCCAGCUGAUGAGCCUGUAUACGGGAACCGCAUGCCGCUGGCAGCAGCCUCCACCUCCAUGGGUCACAGUUGUGAAAUUGAGAGCCUCCAUUCCUCACAGGCUUCUUACUCCUCCUGCAGCAGCUCCAAGGGACUGGGGCAAGACAGGUUGUCUGCCCACUCUGCAUCCUCCCUGGAUGGGUUGGCCUGCUCUGGUCCCGGGCCACAAGGGAACCACACUGACCAAGGGAAGGAGGGGAUGUCCGGUGCAACAGGAUCACAGGGUGGAGGCAGCAGCAGCAGCAUGCGCGUGUCCAGUUCCACCAGCAGCCUGGCAUCAAGCAGUAGUCUAUCAGACAGCGGCAAGCUGGGCCCCGAUGUCCGCACCAAGAUCCCUGACAAAACAAAGCACAGCCAACAGGCCAGUUCUGCCACAGAGUACAAACCCAGACCCUUCAUGGGCAUCACUGACAAGACAGCACGCUUUCACCAACAGCAGCAGCAGCAGCAAAUCCAACAGCAGCAACAUCACGGCUUACAGAGUCACCCAAGCCUGCAGUCUGCCGGCCGCAGCUGGCUCAACCAUUCAUCUGAUGGCCUGGUGUGUCACAACAUGUCAGCAAUGGGCCUGCUGCCCGUCGACUGUGAGCUGCCUUACGCCAAAUCGGUGAGCACUUACCAGGAGCAGCACAAACCUCCACCACCUCAGGGUGCUAUGGCAAUGAGUAGCUUACAAAACGGCAUGCACGCCAAGGAAUUCACAGAGAAGUUCUGCCAAGCUGCCAACUGUUACAAAGAGUCCAAGCCAGCACUGGCGAUGCCGCACACGUUCAUGGACAGUAAGCCCAAGCAGCCUGGCCUGGCCCGAGAUAAUCCUGCCAUUCACGUAGCUUCAAUGAAACCAAAGCGAUCAUUUAUAGAGUCGAAUGUGUAGAGAUGUUUGUUUUAUCUCUCCAACAGUCCACAACGCACACACACGAUAGCAAAAACCUAAAGUGAGGAGUUGUGUUAAGUUUUUUAACCGACCCUAAACAGCAGAGUCUCACUUUUAAGCCUUGUAAGAAGUGUAGCUUGCAAGCUGUUUGUUUUCCUGUGUGAAUACAGACUGCAGGCAGUGUACUGAAUGCUCCAAAUUUUUCUCCUCCCAACCUGUCGCUUGUGGCUGUCAGCUUCUGUUACAUGACAACAUGUCCGCCGUCAUUCAGCCAAGCUGGAGACUUUGCACUGAAAAGAAGUAUUUUGGACAUGUACUGUAAAGUCCUCAUCAACGCAACGGUGACAGUGAGCACUUUAUACACACUUAGGCCGCUCAAGUGCUUAAACAACUUAUUCAGUUACAGCAUAAUGUUAUUACAGAAGAGUUUGAGUGAAUGAAAUGAGGUUUGAACUGUGUUCAUCACGUCCAUGGUGCUGAGAGAGGAGACAUAAGAGAGAGUUCUCAGUGAAGGUGUAAGAAAGUCUAAAAGGACGGGGCAUUCCUGUGUUUUACGAAGGAUGUUAUAGAUCCUCUUGUGUAUAUUAUAUAAAUAUGUAUUUUUCCUUCUUUUCAGUGAAGAUCUAUGUUAAGUGUAUUUACAAGUUCAGACUUGUGUAUUUUGAGUUUUAUGCACAAUGUUGUUUAAAUGGUGUUAAAGGUUCUAAAAAAGCAUUUGUGCAAUGUGUUUGUACAUUAUAUAAAAUCACCAUUAACAAUGAAUUGAAACCCUUUCUGUAUCUGCUUGUUGUUGCCGUCUAGUUUAAUUUAUUUACAGCGCCAAUGGCUUGGUUAAUUGUAAAAGCAAUAUAUUUUAUAUAGUUAUUUUUGCACAGCUAAUAAGACAUUUAAUGAUUCUCAAUAAUGUUGAGUUUUAAGUGUAUGCUACAAUUGCAGUUUAUAUUACAGAGGAAAAGAAAAAAUAUCUAUAAAAACAAAUGGUUUUGGGGCACAGGGCCAUCAGCUCUAUUUUAAUAUGUACGUUAAAUGCAAUUGUUGCCAUGUUUUCAGUAUUGUGAGCUUUAUUAACUGUGAUCACAUACUGUAAUAGAACAUUACUGCCAUAGCCACCAUGGGAGAGAGAAAUAAAGACCCACUGAGGAAAAAACUA